AAGGACAUUUGAUGAGAAUGAAAAUUAUGAUAUGAUGAGUCAUUGAGAUUGAAUUUUCACAAGUGGUUAGAGAGAGAAAAGAGAGAGAAAGUGAAUGGUGUUAAGGUGAAGUUGAGAUGCUUUCGGCUAACAUUGCUCAAACUGGCCUCGUCUAUGCUGUAUUGGGCAGCUGAACAAAACAAAGAUCUUUAUUACAUCUUUUACUACAUUUUUGCAACACCUACCUCUUUUUUUUCUCUUCACUGGUCCUAGGUUUGAUUUUUUCUUCUCUUAAUUCCCAUCAUCACACUCAACCUCUUUCACUUGACAACUACUCUUUCAAACCAACCAAUUUUUUUUGUAUUUAUUUUCCUCAAAAUAACAAACUAAACCAACAAAGUUUUAGCAUGAAACUUGACAAAAUAAAAUAUUUUUAGUUUCAAUUCUGCCAAAGAAUGUGGGAUCUUAACGGUUCACCGUUUAAGCGAAAAGACGAAGAGUCACAAGGAUGUUAUUUGCAAAAUACAUCAUUAGAUGGAGAUGACAGAAAAAGGGUUGGUGUUGGUGGAUCUGUUUCGAAUUCUAGCUCUUCCGCUAUCGUAAUCGAAGAAGAUUCAGAAGAAGAUAACAACAACAACAAAAGCAUCAUGGUAAAGAAGAAAAACAGCAAGAUAUUUGGUUUUUCUGUUACACAAGAAAAAGAACAAGAGCAAGAGCAAGAAGAAGAAGAAUCUUUAGAAAGUGGAAAUUUUCCUGUGACGAGAAACUUCUUUCCUAUGGAUCAAGAAGGUGAAAACAUGGUUGUAGCAUCUAGUGGUGGAAAUGGAACAUCUUCUUGUGCUUCUAGUUUUCCUCGUGCUCAUUGGGUAGGUGUGAAAUUUUGUCAAUCGGAAACACUUGGAAGUGGAAAAUCAAUGGAAGUUUCAUCUUCUGCACAACCUAUGAAAAAGAGUCGUAGAGGACCAAGGUCAAGGAGUUCACAGUAUAGAGGAGUUACUUUUUACAGAAGAACAGGUCGAUGGGAAUCUCAUAUAUGGGAUUGUGGAAAACAAGUGUAUCUGGGUGGAUUUGACACAGCACAUGCAGCUGCUCGUGCAUAUGAUAGAGCAGCUAUCAAGUUUAGAGGAGUUGAGGCAGACAUAAACUUCAACAUAGAAGAUUAUGAAGAAGACUUGAAGCAGAUGAGUAAUUUGACAAAGGAAGAAUUUGUACAUGUUCUUCGUCGACAAAGCACUGGUUUUCCAAGAGGGAGUUCUAAGUAUAGAGGUGUUACAUUGCACAAAUGUGGAAGAUGGGAGGCUAGAAUGGGUCAAUUUUUAGGAAAAAAGUAUGUUUAUCUGGGCUUGUUUGACACAGAAGUUGAAGCUGCAAGGGCGUAUGACAAAGCAGCGAUAAAAUGCAAUGGAAAAGAGGCUGUAACUAAUUUUGAACCAAGCAUAUAUGAUAGUGAGCUUAAUCCUGGAGAACCAGCAAGUAGUGGUGGUGAUCACAAUUUGGAUUUAAGUUUGGGAAAUUCAAGUUCAAAGCACAUGAACAAUACUCAAGCAUUUGGGAAUCACACAAAUCAUGAUCAAUCUAACUGGCAGAAUGGGGGAAACAUAAACAAGCCUAAGCUUGUGAAUAUAUUACCAAAACCAUAUAAUAGACCAAGCAACAUGGAAGCAUAUGGAAGAGAUUUGCAUGGAGAGAAUGAAGCACUGAGAAUGCUAAGUCAAACUCAUCUUCAUUCUUCAUCGUCGAACGAUAUUCAUCGAUAUGGUCCCUUUCGAGAUCAAUCACAAAUGCUUCACAGUUUUGCACACACUCAUCACCAACCAAAUUUUCAUUUUCCCAGCAGCAGCUACGGAGGCCGAGUCGGAAGUGAUCUUACAUUAUCAACAAGCAAUCAGCAACCGCAACCGCAAUGGCAAUCAGGAUCACAUUAUUUAUCAUCUGCUGCUGCAGCAUCAUCAGGAUUCCCACCUCAAAUCAGAGCACCCUCUUCUCAAACUUGGCUGCACAAAAAUGGCUACCACACUCUCAUGAGACCCUCUUGAUUCUCCCUUCACCCUAGUAUACUCAAUUUACAUUCAAAUAAUCAUAUUUUCGACAAAAACACGAUAUGUAUCAGUGUCUGACAUGAUACCGACAUACGUAAUUACAUUCAAAUUUGAUAUUCAAAUUAUUACAAAUGUCGAUGUGUCUGUGUCCGUGUCCCUGUAGUAUUAUUAUGUUAACUAUCUUAGUGAAAAAAAAAAUCCUAAUUGGGAAGUCUUAGUUUGGAAGAGCCAAACUAAGAAAACAGACGAAAUCUAUAACUAGAUAUUCUGGUUUCUGACUAUAAUUUUCUGUGUUGUUAUAUAACUCAUAUUUCUAGCUUUUCUGUGUUAUUGGUA
This is a messenger RNA of Vicia villosa (hairy vetch), 2354 nucleotides long. Its product is annotated as floral homeotic protein APETALA 2-like. Gene Ontology annotation, molecular function: DNA binding; DNA-binding transcription factor activity. Bases 435 to 2015 code for a protein of 526 amino acids. NCBI's taxonomy places the organism in Eukaryota, Viridiplantae, Streptophyta, Magnoliopsida, Fabales, Fabaceae. The transcript has 10 exons. The record is from RefSeq and is a predicted model, not a curated record. Gene Ontology annotation, biological process: regulation of DNA-templated transcription.